This is a messenger RNA of Erpetoichthys calabaricus (reedfish), 4247 nucleotides long. RefSeq names its product splicing factor 3b, subunit 3 (gene sf3b3). The transcript has 27 exons. Lineage: Eukaryota; Metazoa; Chordata; Cladistia; Polypteriformes; Polypteridae. Gene Ontology annotation, cellular component: nucleus; U2 snRNP. The coding region runs from base 228 to 3881 and encodes 1217 amino acids. Gene Ontology annotation, biological process: mRNA splicing, via spliceosome. Gene Ontology annotation, molecular function: U2 snRNA binding; protein binding. The record is from RefSeq and is a predicted model, not a curated record.
UCCUUGAAGGACCCAGUGAUGUCCAUCCGAAUGACUAGCGACCUGAUUUCUAUCCAUGUAGUGGUGUAAUAGUAUUCUUUUUAAUAUCUCUUCCAUCCUCAUGAAAGUCAAGGUUUAGGGCUGCUGCGAAAAAAGCACCCACUUUUCCUAAGCGACAGUCAGCAUAUGGGCCAUAUUGAUGUACUGGUAAGAGGAUAUUAAUACCACUUGGCUGAGUUCCUGGAGCCAUGUUUCUGUACAAUCUCACCCUUCAGAGGGCUACGGGUAUUACUCAUGCUAUCCAUGGCAACUUCUCAGGAACCAAACAGCAAGAGAUUGUUGUUUCUCGAGGGAAGAUCCUUGAGUUGCUUCGUCCAGAUGCCAACACUGGAAAAGUGCACACACUGCUCACAAUGGAGGUUUUUGGGAUUGUCCGGUCACUUAUGGCCUUCAGGUUGACUGGUGGAACCAAAGAUUACAUUGUGGUGGGAAGCGACUCUGGAAGAAUUGUUAUCUUGGAAUAUCACCCAUCUAAGAAUAUGUUUGAAAAGGUCCACCAAGAGACUUUUGGAAAAAGUGGUUGUCGGCGCAUUGUCCCAGGACAGUUCUUGGCUGUUGACCCCAAGGGAAGGGCUGUAAUGAUAGGUGCCAUUGAGAAGCAGAAGUUGGUGUACAUUUUAAACCGAGAUGCAGCUGCACGACUCACUAUUUCCUCACCUUUGGAAGCCCACAAGGCCAAUACAUUGGUAUACCAUGUAGUAGGAGUUGAUGUUGGCUUUGAAAAUCCUAUGUUUGCUUGUCUUGAGAUGGACUAUGAGGAAAGCGAUAAUGAUCCAACAGGGGAAGCUGCUGCAAAUACCCAGCAAACCCUGACCUUUUAUGAACUGGAUCUUGGCCUGAAUCAUGUGGUGCGGAAAUAUAGUGAAGCACUGGAAGAGCAUGGCAACUUUCUAAUUACAGUCCCGGGAGGUUCAGAUGGACCCAGUGGAGUUCUGAUCUGCUCAGAGAACUACAUUACAUACAAGAACUUUGGAGACCAACCAGAUAUCCGCUGCCCCAUUCCCCGUCGGAGGAAUGACCUGGAUGAUCCUGAGCGGGGGAUGAUUUUUGUUUGCUCUGCUACACACAAGACCAAGUCAAUGUUUUUCUUCCUGGCUCAGACAGAGCAAGGGGACAUCUUUAAGGUUACUCUGGAGACCGAUGAGGAGAUGGUGACUGAGAUUCGCUUAAAAUAUUUUGACACAAUCCCUGUGGCGACAGCAAUGUGUGUGCUGAAGACUGGAUUCCUUUUUGUGGCAUCAGAGUUUGGAAAUCACUACUUGUACCAGAUUGCUCAUUUGGGUGAUGAUGAUGAGGAGCCCGAGUUUUCAUCUGCAAUGCCUUUGGAGGAGGGAGAUACGUUCUUUUUUCAGCCACGCUUACUAAAGAACUUGGUACUGGUUGAUGAAUUAGAGAGCCUGUCUCCUAUUAUGUGCUGCCAGAUCGCUGACCUGGCAAAUGAAGACACUCCUCAGCUAUAUGUGGCUUGUGGAAGGGGUCCUAGGUCUACACUGCGGGUCCUGAGACAUGGUCUCGAGGUAUCCGAGAUGGCUGUGUCAGAAUUGCCCGGUAACCCAAAUGCUGUUUGGACUGUGAGGCGACACAUUGAGGAUGAGUAUGAUGCUUACAUUAUUGUAUCAUUCGUCAAUGCCACAUUGGUACUCUCUAUUGGAGAGACUGUAGAAGAAGUGACAGAUUCUGGCUUUUUGGGUACCACUCCUACACUGUCCUGCUCUCUGCUUGGAGAUGAUGCACUGGUGCAGGUUUAUCCCGAUGGAAUAAGGCAUAUCCGAGCUGAUAAGCGAGUGAAUGAGUGGAAGACUCCAGGAAAGAAGGCAAUUGUGCGCUGUGCGGUUAACCAGAGGCAAGUGGUAAUUGCCUUGACUGGUGGCGAGCUAGUCUACUUUGAAAUGGAUCCAUCAGGUCAGCUGAAUGAAUAUACUGAGAGAAAGGAAAUGUCUGCCGAUGUGGUCUGCAUGAGUCUAGCCAAUGUGCCUCCUGGAGAGCAGCGUUCUCGUUUUCUGGCUGUGGGUCUUGUGGACAAUACAGUGAGGAUCAUCUCUCUGGAUCCUUCUGACUGCUUACAACCUCUCAGUAUGCAGGCCCUGCCUGCUCAACCAGAGUCUUUGUGUAUUGUGGAGAUGGGUGGCACAGAGAAGCAGGAUGAACUGGGAGAGAAAGGCAGCAUUGGCUUCUUAUACCUCAACAUCGGAUUGCAGAAUGGUGUCCUCCUGCGAACAGUGCUUGACCCUGUAACAGGUGAUUUAUCAGACACACGCACCAGAUACUUGGGAUCAAGGCCAGUCAAGCUUUUUAGAGUCAGAAUGCAGGGGCAGGAAGCUGUACUGGCCAUGUCCAGUCGUUCCUGGCUAAGCUACUCAUACCAAUCCCGUUUUCACUUGACACCACUUUCUUAUGAGACUCUUGAAUAUGCUUCUGGAUUUGCUUCAGAACAGUGUCCAGAGGGCAUUGUAGCCAUCUCCACCAAUACCCUAAGAAUUUUGGCACUGGAGAAGCUGGGAGCUGUGUUCAACCAGGUUGCUUUUCCUUUGCAGUAUACCCCAAGGAAAUUUGUAAUCCAUCCUGAGACCAACAGCGUGAUUCUUAUUGAAACUGACCAUAAUGCCUAUACAGAGGCAACAAAGGCACAACGGAAGCAGCAAAUGGCUGAGGAAAUGGUUGAAGCUGCAGGAGAAGACGAAAGGGAGCUUGCAGCAGAAAUGGCUGCUGCAUUCCUUAAUGAGAAUCUUCCAGAAGCAAUAUUUGGUGCACCUAAAGCUGGCAGUGGACAAUGGGCAUCUCUGGUUCGCUUAAUCAACCCUAUCCAGGGUGCUACUUUAGAUCUGGUUCAGUUGGAGCAAAAUGAGGCUGCUUUCAGUGUGGCUGUUUGCAAGUUUACCAAUGGUGGUGAUGAUUGGUAUGUGCUUGUGGGAGUGGCCAGAGACCUGAUUCUAAAUCCUCGCUCUGUUGGUGGAGGUUUUAUCUAUACGUAUAAAAUGAUAAAUGGAGGAGAGAAGCUGGACUUCAUGCACAAGACACCAGUCGAAGAUGUACCCUCAGCCAUUGCUCCUUUCCAGGGUAGGGCUCUUGUUGGAGUUGGUAAGCUACUGCGUAUCUAUGACCUUGGAAAGAAGAAACUGCUCCGAAAAUGUGAAAACAAGCAUAUUCCAAAUUUCAUCACUGGAAUCCACACCAUUGGGCAUCGCGUAAUCCUAUCGGAUGUACAGGAAAGCUUGUUCUGGGUUCGUUAUAAGCGCAAUGAGAAUCAGCUGAUCAUCUUUGCUGAUGACACACACCCGCGAUGGGUUACAACUGCCUGCUUACUGGAUUAUGACACAAUGGCAGCAGCUGACAAAUUUGGAAAUAUAAGCAUUGUACGCUUGCCUCCAAACACAAAUGAUGAUGUUGAUGAAGACCCAACUGGAAACAAGGCACUUUGGGACCGUGGUCUGUUAAAUGGAGCCUCUCAAAAGGCAGAGGUCAUAGUCAAUUAUCACAUUGGAGAGACAGAUCUGUCACUGCAGAAGACUACGUUGAUUCCAGGUGGUUCAGAAUCUCUAGUCUACACGACUCUCUCUGGAGGCAUAGGAAUCCUUGUCCCCUUCACUUCUCAUGAGGACCAUGACUUCUUUCAGCAUUUGGAGAUGCAUAUGCGGUCUGAAUUCCCUCCUCUCUGUGGACGUGAUCACCUCAGUUUCCGCUCAUAUUACUUUCCUGUGAAGAAUGUGAUUGAUGGUGACCUGUGUGAGCAGUUCAACUCCAUGGAUCCCAGCAAACAGAAGAGUGUGUCUGAGGAACUGGACCGGACUCCUCCUGAAGUCUCCAAGAAGCUAGAGGACAUUCGAACGCGCUAUGCCUUCUAAACUCACCCACCUGCGUGAUUGUUAAUGUGAAUUGACUUCCACAGCUUUUUAUUCUUUAUGUACAAAUUAACAAUUACGGCUAGACUUUUUUUUCAAAACGUCUCCCAGGACAUUUGAAAAUGAAUGGCAGUAGUUGAAUUUGACAGUAGUUAUGCAUACGCUCCAAGAGCGGCCCAGGAUUGCGAUUUCCAAAUGAAGAGUUCAUUGGUUAAUCUUGGAAAUACUUUUUGUAGAGGGAGGCAGGCAGGAAUUGCAGAGGGCUAUUUUGUGUGACACAAAGAUAAAUGUUAAUUCCAUUGCCAGCCUGGUCUCCUCUGCCCAAGACUGACCAACAUCCCAUGAAUUUCAUGGACUAUCGUGCAAAAC